GGGGCAGAAUCCACUACAACUCGGUAAGGAAUCGGGUUUGACCAGGUUUUCUCGUUCCCAACAGACAACACUGUCUCCUCCGUGUGGCCUGAUCAACCUCGAGCGCUUGUUAGACUGGCAGAGUCCGUCGCCAGAUCAUGGCUCAGUACUUGCGGGGGACGGCUGCAGUGGCGGUAAUUCGACUGUGCAAUCCUCCCCUCAACACGCUCAGCCCUGCAACAUUAAGGGCUUUAGAACGAGAUGUGAAUCAUGUAAAUACUGAUCCCGCUGUGAAAGCUGCUGUGAUUUGUGGAGAAAAUGGGAAAUUCAGUGCAGGUGCUGACAUUAAAGGAUUUCCCAGCAUAGGUCAAGGAGACAUGCCUAGUUUGGAAUCGGUCAUUUCUUUGAUAGAAAAGAGUGAAAAGCCAAUGGUGGCUGCUAUUGAAGACAUGGCUUAUGGAGGAGGUCUAGAGGUGGCACUCGGCUGUCAUUACAGGAUUGCAAAUGUGCAGGCUCGGGUAGCUUUGCCUGAGGUCACAAUAGGCUUACUUCCUGGUGCUGGUGGGACUCAACGGCUUCCCAGGCUUAUUGGAGUACCAGCUGCACUUGAUAUCAUCACCACAGGAAGACAUGUGCCAGCGACUGAAGCCCUGAAACUGGGGAUCUUAGAUGAGCUUGUGGAAGGAAACACAGUUGAAGCAGCCAUAAACUUAGCAGAAAGAGUAUCAGGACAACCACUGGAACCUCGCAGGCUCUGCCUGAAACAGACUCCCAGGCUACCCAACAUGGAAGCCAUACUUGAUGAGGCUUUUAUGAAGGUGAAGAAACAGGCCAAUGGAUGCCUUUCACCAGAAAUGUGUUUCCAAGCUGUAAAAGCUUCUGUGUACUUUCCCUUUUCGGAAGGAAUUCGCAAAGAGAGAGAACUUUUUCAUUUCCUCUUGACUUCAGGCCAGGCUACGGCAUUGCAAUAUGCCUUCUUUGCACAAAGAUUGGCAGAGAAGUGGGCAUUGCUCAGUGGAGCAUCUUGGAAAACUGCAGUUCCACAGCCGGUCCGGAGAGCAGCUGUGAUAGGGUUGGGGACGAUGGGACAAGGCAUCGUGGCAUCUCUGGUCAAAGCUAAAAUUCCUGUUGUGGCUCUUGAACAGGAUAAAAAGCAAUUGGAGCAGGCAAGAGAAGCUGUAAUGGCUCUUUUAGAACAGGAAGCUUUAAGAAUGCAACAGAAUGGCCAAAAACCAGAUGGCUGUAAGCCUGAUUUGCCUCAAUUCACACUGGAUUUUGGUGCACUGAAGAAUGUAGACAUGGUUAUUGAGGCUGUGUUUGAGGAUAUGGCUCUGAAGAAGGAAAUCUUCCACAAGUUAUCCAUAGUCUGCAAACCUGAGGCCUUUCUGUGCACUAAUACCUCUUACCUUGAUAUUGAUGAGAUUGCUUCUGUCACAAGCCACCCUCACCAAGUUAUUGGCACUCAUUUCUUCUCACCGGCUCAUAGAAUGAAGCUACUAGAGAUAAUCUAUGGUCAGCAAACAUCCCCUACUGCCAUUGCCACAGCCAUGAGACUUGGCAAAGCUAUGGGAAAAAUUGGAGUUGUGGUAGGGAAUUGUUUUGGUUUUGUGGGGAACCGAAUGUUGAAUCCUUACAUUGAGCAAACGUAUUUCCUCUUGGAAGAGGGCAGUACUCCAGAGGAAGUAGACAAGGCUCUGCAGGGAUUUGGUUUCAAAAUGGGUCCCUUUCGUGUAUCAGAUCUUGCUGGUCUUGAUGUGGGCUGGAGAUCUAGGAAAGGGCAAGGCCUGACUGGAGCCAACCUACCUCCUGGCACACCUCCUCACCAACGAGAUGGCAAACGAUAUAGCCCACUUCCUGAUAUCUUGUGUGAGAAGGGAAGAUUUGGCCAGAAAACUGGAAAGGGUUGGUACCAAUAUGAUAAACCUGGGGGAAGGGUAGCAAAGUCAGAUCCAUGGCUUCAUAGUUUUCUUCCUGAGUAUAGAAGUGCUCACAAUAUUAUAACACGGACCAUCAGCCAAGAUGAGAUCUUGGAACGUUGUCUGUAUUCCCUUGCCAAUGAGGGUUUCCGGAUAUUAUCUGAUGGAAUAGCUUCUUGUCCAGAAGCUAUUGAUACCAUCUAUAUCAAUGGCUAUGGCUGGCCCAGACAUAGAGGUGGUCCUAUGUUCCAUGCUUCUGAGGUUGGGUUGCCUAGGAUUCUAGCAAAAUUGAGUAAGUAUGCCGAGGCUAAUCCUGACAUACCCAAACUACAGCCCAGUGCAUUCCUGCAGAAGCUUGUAGCCUUGGGCAGUCCUCCUCUGAAGGAGUGGUCAUCACAUGUGGGAUCUCAGAACAGCAAUUUGUAAUUGCACUGCAAGCAGUCUUUUCCCCCCGUCAAACAUUUUGACUGCUUCAGUCCAAAUGAAAGCAUAGCACAUUAUAGAACAAUGUCACUGUUUCUUCUGAUUCCAGUAAAAUGUACACAUACAUGUUUCCUGUCUCUGUGAAUUAAAGAUUGCUGUUCACAAGGUGUUUUUUUAAACAUACCACUUAUUGAAAUGGUACCUGAGGAUCUCACUUGAGAACUUAGACUGCCUCAUCUAAUGAAGCUGUCCAACCUCUGCAUGAUAUCUUCAUGGAACCUGGCCAAACAGCUCAGAAUGGAAAAGACAGGUGAGGGAGAAGUCACAGAGCUUGAAAAAUACAGUGGACAGACCAGCCUGACUUUCUACAUCCAUUCUUAUUCCUCCAUUGCUAUGUUGCCCACAUUAGAUCAGCCUUAUGAUUUAGCAGCCAGAUAUCGGAGAUAUUUCUGAGAAAUUGUUUCCAUCAGAAGAUGCCUGUAUGUUAAAAGGCAUCUUGAAUUUCUCAUAAGAACAAAAAAGAGCCCUGCUGAAUCAGGCCAAAGGCCCAUCUAGUCCAGCAUACUGUUCUCACAGUGGCCAAGCAAAUGGGUGUGGGAAGCCCAACAGAGAAUCUCAAUUUCACCUGCUUAUGAUAACUAUCAUAAUGACCCUUUCUGUUCCACAAUUAAUCUACAAUUAAAGUAAAAAUAGUCCACUUCAAAAUUAAAAUGCUGUGAAGUGGAUAAAAUCUCCAGUGGCUGCAGGAAAGAACUCUCUGCUUUAGAGAAUUCUGUUCCACCAUCUUGCCUGCAGAUGGUGACUGGUGAAUCAUGGCAACUAAUGUUUCAAAUAAUAUUCAGUCUAGGAUAAGCAAAUGCCUCAUUCUUGCUCUCCGUCUUUUCUCCUUUCCAAAGCUGUGCAAUAUCCAAUUUCAUCAGCCUGUUUGCCUUACAUGUUAUGCACUUUCUAUACCAGCAAGUACAGAAGAAGUGCCUUGAGCAGCAUACUGGUUUUAGGGCCUGCUGGAAACCAUGUAUCUCAGGGAUUCCACAGGCACCAAUGGUGCUGGCAAAGAAGGCAUCCAAAAAGGAGAAAAUGAGAGUGCUGCACCAACCUUAGUUUUAGUUUUUUAGCUUUUUAGCAUUUUACUAUUUCAGCUUUUAAUAUUUAAUAUGCAUUUGUAUGUGUAUACAUAUGCUUUAAUUUUUGAUAUCAUUAAUGUAUGCUUAAAUUGCUUGAUAUGUGGUUUUAAUUGUAUAUCAGAUGUUUUACUUGUUGUGAACCGCCCAGAGAGCUUCGGCUAUGGGGCGGUAUAUAAAUUGAAUUAAUAAAUAAUAAAUAAAUUGAAUAAAUAAAUAAACCUCUGAUCUAAAUUGCAAUGGUGAGGCCAUAAGAUUGCCCAGACUUUCCUUCUGAGAGUAAUUAUUUCUAGAAUCCAGUAAAUCAAAAUUAUCUGAGAUUCAGCAACUUUUUCCCUCUCUAAAUAAAACAAUUUUAAUUAUA
This is a messenger RNA of Rhineura floridana, 3803 nucleotides long. It is a transcript of the gene EHHADH, whose product is annotated as enoyl-CoA hydratase and 3-hydroxyacyl CoA dehydrogenase. Gene Ontology annotation, molecular function: NAD+ binding; (3S)-3-hydroxyacyl-CoA dehydrogenase (NAD+) activity. The transcript has 7 exons. Gene Ontology annotation, biological process: fatty acid beta-oxidation. Bases 138 to 2321 code for a protein of 727 amino acids. The record is from RefSeq and is a predicted model, not a curated record. Gene Ontology annotation, cellular component: peroxisome. Lineage: Eukaryota; Metazoa; Chordata; Lepidosauria; Squamata; Rhineuridae.